This is a messenger RNA of Malaclemys terrapin pileata, 6609 nucleotides long. It is a transcript of the gene CD58, whose product is annotated as CD58 molecule. The transcript has 21 exons. The record is from RefSeq and is a predicted model, not a curated record. The coding region runs from base 51 to 1979 and encodes 642 amino acids. NCBI's taxonomy places the organism in Eukaryota, Metazoa, Chordata, Testudines, Emydidae.
GGCUGGGGCGGCGCUGGCUGCACCUCGCUUGAGCGGCGCCAUCUGGGUUUAUGCAGCGCGGCGGCCCCGGAGCAGAGUGGAGCGAGCCCGCCGCGCCCCCCGGGCCAGCGCAGCCCGGUCCGGCCCCGCGAGCCGACAUGGGCCUCGCCUGCCGCCUCUCCGCGCUCGGGCUGCUGCUGAGCGCCCUGCUGGUAUGCACCCGCUCUCAAGAUCGUGAGUCUGUGUUUGCCAUUGUGGGAGAAGAUUUUACUUUUUCACCAAAAGUAAACGGAACUAUAAGAGAAAUUACCUGGAUGAAAAACAAAGAUAAAGCGGCUGAAUGGGAACAUGAUACUAAGUCACCUGUGUAUUAUUAUAGCUUAGCAGAAAGAGGAGUGCUUGAGACAUCGUCUGGCAAUUUGACCAUCAAAAAGUUAAACAUUGGUGAUACUGCAGAGUAUGAGGCACAAGUUCUGCCUGUUGGCGUUGACCAGCUCCAAUACACAAAAUUUGUACUUGCCGUAUUGGCUCCUCCUCCACCAUCAGCAUUAAAUUGCAGCGUCACUAAUGGUCAGAUUAGAAUAUCAUGUGAGAUACAGUUCUCAAAGGAUGUGCGCUACAGUUGGUAUCGGGAUGACAGAAAAAUUGACGCUAAUAGUCCUGUUCUCGAACUUAAAGAAAAUGUCAACCCUUCAGAGAAAGUUUUGUGUGUCAGAGAAGUCUCCAAAACAAAAAUCAACAACUCAAUCUCUCUGAGCACAUGUAUCCCAGAAAGUCCUGAAAGUCUUUCAAGGGGUAGAGCUGGUUUAAUAGCAUUUUUUGUUCUUCUUCUUCUUCUCCUUCUAUUCGUGGGAGCACUCGUCGUUCUGUGGAAAAGAGGUUUGUUUGCCAACAUUCACCGUCGGAUAUCCAGAAAGCAUGCAGGUUACACACCUGCAGAUCCUGAAUGUAAAAAUCCAGUUGAUUUUGAAGUUGCAGGUCAUCAAUCAGGUGAAGCAGCAAAGUUGGAGGAGAUACAACAAGAUGUACCAGUGAGCCUCCAAGACAGUAACGAAAGCCAAGCUGAGAAAGGAAGUCACAAGAAAGAGGGAAAUUUAUUCCACACAUGGACGAAAAAAAUUAGAGGGAACAUUGAUCGGGUCAGAUCGGGCCGGACACACAAGACAGGUUACACACCUGCAGAUCCUGAAUGUAAAAAUCCAGUUGAUUUUGAAGUUGCAGGUCAUCAAUCAGAUGAAGAGAAGAGCUCAAAAGAGACUAAAUCAAUGAACCAGUCUGACCUUCCCUCCAGUCAAGAGAAAACAGAGGAAGAGAAGAAGUCAAAAGAGACUGAAUCAACAAGCCAGGCUGACAAUUCCUCCAAUCAAGAGAAAACAGGUGAAGCAGCAAAGUUGGAGGAGAUACAACAAGAUGUACCAGUGAGCCUCCAAGACAGUAACGAAAGCCAAGCUGAGAAAGGAAGCCACAAGAAAGAGGGAAAUUUAUUCCACACAUGGACGAAAAAAAUUAGAGGGAACAUUGAUCGGGUCAGAUCGGGCCGGACACACAAGACAGAUGAAGAGAAGAGCUCAAAAGAGACUAAAUCAAUGAACCAGUCUGACCUUCCCUCCAGUCAAGAGAAAACAGAGGAAGAGAAGAAGUCAAAAGAGACUGAAUCAACGAGCCAGGCUGACAAUUCCUCCAAUCAAGAGAAAACAGGUGAAGCAGCAAAGUCGGAGGAGAAAAAACAAGGAGUGCGAAUGAGCCUCCAAGACAGUAACGAAAGCCAAGCUGAGGAAGGUGAAGCAGCAAAGUCGGAGGAGAUACAACAAGGUGUGCGAACGAGCCUCCAAGACAGUAACGAAAGCCAAGCUGAGAAAGAGGAGGAGAAGAACUCAGAAGAGACUUUAUCAACGAGCCAGGCUGACAACUCCUCCAAUGAAGAGAAUCCAGACUAUGAAAAUAUCUCAAAGGAGACUCAGAAGCCAGAGGAAGAGAAGAACUCGAGCCUAAAUCAAUGAACCUGCCUGACCCUCGCUCCAAUCAAGAGAAUCCAGAUCUUAAACUGGAAAGUGAGACAGACUAACAACGCUAUGGACUAAACUCCAUUGCGGAGUGACAAAAGACCCUGGGAGAAGAAAUAUCUUGUGGCUGUCGUCCACGAGUGCUGGAGUUCUCCCUAACAGAUGUGUUUUGAAGAUUCAUUUAUUUGUUCUCAAGCUUCAUUGACUAUCACGGUUGGAAGAGACGGCAGAAGAUCAUCUAGUCCAACCCCGUGCUCAAAGCAGGACCCAUCCCCAAAUCGCCCACUCAAGGAUUGAGCUCACAACCCUGGGUUCAGCAGGCCAAUGCUCAAACCACUGAACUAUCCCUUCCACCAAUGCCCACUUUUAUCUUUCCAGGUCAGAUGUCCUCUUUCUUCGAUGUCAGUUAUUUUGAAAAUGGACAGAGUGAGUCAAGGAGCAAAUCCUUUUGCAUCCGUGCUCCUUUUUGUACUUUUGUUUUACAAGCAAGCGAACAUGAAACAUAGGAUCCAGGUUUAUUUAUGUCAAUAUUUCCAGAUAUUAACUAACACAAGUGAAUGUGGACAAAUCAAAAACGAAUGGACAUGAUAUAAAACUCUAACUGUAACAUUAUUUAAAUUCAGAAGAGAAGAGCGUUCAGAAGGGCAACUCUCAUUUUCUCCGCCUCCCUAUCUGAAAGAAAAGGCCAUAACAACACUGUCCAUGCAUAGAUCAGCAACAGCUUUCCUGGCUCUUGUUUCUAUCUGUCCUUCCAGAAAGCACCACCAUCACCACCAAAUUCUGAUUUUUUUUUUGAAUAGCAAAAGGCAGGCACACCUUCUUGCUCAAUGGAGAUGGUAUCAACUCCGCUAUGUACUCUAGCCCAGCGGUUCUCAAACUGUCGGUUGGGUUCAGAAGUGGGUCACGACCCUGUUUUAAUGGGGUCGCCAGGGCUGGCGUUAGACUUGCUGGGGCCCAGGGCUGAAGCCAAAGUCUGCGCCCCUCCCCCCAGGAGUGGGGCUGAAGCCAAAGCCCGAGGGCUGAAGCCCUGGGCAGCAGGGCUCAAGUUACAGUGUCUCUCCCCCCACCCCACACACACACCCAAGGAGGCAGGGCUCAGGCUUCGGUUUUUGUUGUCAGAAGGGGGUCGCAGUGCAAUGACGUUUGAGAACCCCUGUUAGCCAAACAAUGUAUCCUCAGAUUCUAGGGUAAGUGUCGAGCAAUUGCAUCUGUGGCACCCACAAUUGUGUCAAAACAGCUGAUUUAAAAGCAUCAGCACAGACACUUCAUUCACUAUCAGAAGGAGAUUAUCAACCGAUGAAAUCACUACAGUCUCUGUGCCAAACCCAGGUCUCAAACUGGUGUGACCAGAGUCAAGGCAAUUGGAGGACUCCAUCUCCUCUAUAUAUGUUCCACUCUAUAUGCAUCCGAAGAAGUGGGAUGUAGCCCACGAAAGCUUAUGCUCUAAUAAAUUUGUUAGUCUCUAAGGUGCCACAAGUACUCCUGUUCUUUUUUCCCUCUGUAAUCUUCUUCCCAAAGAAGGAAACCAUUAACAGUCACUUUCUUAAGAAAUAGUGGCACCCACUUGCAUUGGUCCCUCCAACUGGAUGUUGUGCAAAAAGUAAAGAAACAGCAACUGACCAGGAGAAAUGCAUUCCAUUUUUAAUAUUGUUUCAUUUUAUUACUCUAAAAUGUUUUUAGUAACACCGAUAAAGAAUUUUUAUAAAUAAGGCCAGAUUUAUUGGUAUGUUCCAGCUGCUUUGCAUUAUAGCCCAUGAGCUUUAACUUGACAACGAACCAAAUUAGUGUCCAAAUUGAUAUGAUAUUGAAGUCAUAAGAGAAAGUCAAACUCAUAGUGCAAACCUAGGUUAUCCUUUCCUAUAAGCAAGACUUUCAACUGCUAACGUUCUAGGAAAAGUACACAUCUUACCUUUCAUGCCAUUAGGGUGCCCAAGUUUAAUAACGAGAUUGUUUGAUGCACUCCUUUGUGAUUAUAGAGCUGGUUACUUACUUAAUGCUCACCCAUUUUUGCACGACACUUGAAAAUCUAAAGAUGCUAUACAGGAAUUCGAUAUUAUCCCCCUUUUACAGAUGGGAAAAGAGAGGCAAAAAAGUUAAAAUUCUGUAUUUUCCAAAGAUCCCACAAAUUUAGGGUGCCCUUUUGAGAUACGUGGGGCUUAGUAUUUCAGACAUGCUGAGCACCCACAGCUCUCACUUCAGCAUCUCUGCAAGUCAGGGCUUUGAUGUAUGAAGUUAGGGACCCAAAAAAUCUACAUACUUUUGGGCAGUGGUUCUCAAACUUUUUUUUUUUUUUCCCCACAGACCACUUGUUAAUUGCUGAGGGUCUCGGCAGACCACUUAAUGAUCUUUCCAAAUGUUGUUUGUACCAUUAGCUAACUGUUGUAAAGUGCUUUGGCUAAAAGAACUAUAUAAAAAAAAUUAGUAAGGUGUUUUUUUGUGCUACAAAUAAAAGCACACAACUCAUAUUUUAAUAUCAGUAGUCUUUUACCUUUCUAAUGCAAUGGAUGUGCCCUCUCGCCCUCAAGCUGGGGCUGGGAAGGAGGGCCGCCUCUCCUGGCAGCCGAAGCCCUGGAGCUGGGGAAAGUUGCCUCUUUCUCUGGCCGCUGCAGCCCUACACGUCCCAAAUUCCCCCCACUCCUCUUCUCACCCCACUGCCCCCUCCCACCUACCCCUAUUCCCCACAAGGCCACCACAUCACCUUACAUGUGCGUCUUCUCCAGGGUCUCAGGCACCCAAUUAGCGGCUCCACUAAUUAGGUGGGUGGCCCUUUGUUUUCUCAUGUGUGGCCGCCCAGGCGUGCACCUUAGAGGGAACUAUCCACAGACCACCUGAAUGGAGCUCGCAGACCACUGGUGGCCCAUGGACCACAGUUUGAGAACCUCUGCUUUAGGGGAUUCUUGCACAAAUGACUUACCAAAGGUCCCACAGCAAAUUGGUGGCAGAGCUAGAAACAGAACCCACAUCUUCUGACUCAUAGGUUAGCACGCUAACACUGCACCACAUUUCUUCCUUACCCAUUGACUAUUUUUAGUGAUAUGCUGUCAUUAUUUUAAUUAGGGGCUUCCUCGGAAACAUCCCCUUGAGCUUAUGAUCUACAGUGUGCAGGUGGAAUGUCAAAAAUUGAGAUGGAAAAUGGAUGGUCAAAAAUUGAAUGUUAUAAAUGGAGACAGAACAAUCAAAUGUGAAAAAUUGUGUGUGGAAAAUCAAAAAUGUAAAAUUAAAUGUCAAAAAUGGGAGUAUGUAAAAGUGAAUCUAAAAACCUAAGUGUCAAAAAUCAAGAAUGUAAAAUUGUCAGAAAUAUGCAGUGGAAAAUUGAGUGGCAAAUUAUGAAUGAAAAAAUGCACUGUAGGGGAGAGCUAGGCCAUUUGGAUAUUUUAUGGCAGGACUUUCUUACUCCAGGGAAGGCCUUCGCCAGUUAGGUAGAAAGUGCCCUUUAAAAACUGAGCAGCACCCCAAGUUUGGCUGCAUAGGAAUGCAUUCUGGCAGGUUCUCACACCACCACAGCCUGAAUUUGACCUAUAUACAUGGAGGCAUCGUGCUUGGUCUUUGCAAGGAAAAGUGUGUCUGAUGUACUAUUUCAUACUACGUACUAUUUCAAGUCAUGUGAAUGCUCUCAUCCCAGCUGAGGGCUUGUUGACAUGCAGUGGAUUUGAUUUUCAUGUGUACCACCCAGACAUGUCUGUACAGCAGUGGAUGAGUUCUAUGUGUGUUCCACACAGACAUUGCUUGCUGUUGGGAAGCAGUUGAGAACUACUUUUUAGGCAGUUGGAAAUCAGACACACUCUAUCAGUUGAUAGUUUGACAGACAUUUUCACAACAGACACAAGAAAUAAAACACAUCACCUCCCAAGCUGGAACCGUACAGCUGUCUGCAAAGGAACAUCUUUGCUUUUCCUGGAGAACUCUCUGGAGACCAACACCUGCAGGAUUUGAACUCAGGUCAUCUGACCCUGUGGGUGAGAACCAUACUACCUGGCCUCCAGCCACUUGCAGGCUCUGUCUACCUGAGAGGAAGGCUUUUGCCAGUUUCAUACAAACUUUGCCAGCAUCCAAAGUUUCACAAGCUCAAAGUUUCCCAAGUUUUCCAGUUUUCUGCCACAGUCUCGCACCCCAAAGCCUGACCCAGACGCAAAUACCACGGUAACAUCCCUUUUUCAUUUGCAAGGAAAAGCACUGGACGAUGUAUUAUGUCACAGAGAUGGUAGUCACGUGAGUACUCUCAUCCCAGCAGAGGGCUUGCUGAAAUGCAGUAGAUUUUGUUUAUAUGUAUACUGUACAGACGCACCUUUAGAGCAGUGAAUGAGUUUUACACGUCUGCCACAGAGAAAGCAUCACCACCUCUCCUACCUCCAGCUGAAUCCCAAAUAGCAGCUUUGAUGAAACAGAAUCAGACUUUAAUAACAAUUCCAGCCCAUCUCAGCUAACUUAUUCUCUUUUCCCCAGAAAGACAGUUAUUACUAUUUUUGAUACCAUCUAAGAGACUGGGGGUUUUUUCUUCUAAAAUCCCUUUCCAGCUAAAGGGAACAAAGGAUGUUGUUAAAUGAAAGCCUUAUUUAAAAUUACGUUUCAAUUGCUUUGUUGCUUUUUUCCUUAUUUUUAUCUUUAAUAAAAGGCUACAAGAAUUGUU